AUGAGGUACUUGGCAUUGGUUUUCUUUAGCGCUUGCAUUGCCUUGGCAAGCUGUGGCUGUUUGGGUGGAUGUGCAAAUUCUGCACCAAUUAUUGUAAUCACUCCCUCGUCGAAUAUAUGGCAGAGCAUACAAGGGUGGUUCCAGUGCGCAUGGAAUGGAUGUCCGAAACCAAAUUGUCCUGGCACAGGAGAAACGGGUCUAGAACCACCGGCUCCAGAACCCACUAAUCCCUCGCCUCCCACUUACCCAACCUCUGGUCCUCUACCACCAGCACCUACAACAGCCACAUAUUUACCAACAACGUCUACACCAGGUUGGGCAACUCCACCCGGCCCAACGCCACCCACAUAUGGAUCAGCACCCGGAGUCCCAGAGCCAACCUACCCAUCAGCGCCCACUUACCCAACUUCAGGCCCUCAGCCAACAGCACCUACAGCCGUUCCAGAACCCACCAACCCAUCGGCACCCACUUACCCAACCUCAGGCCCUCAACCAACAGCACCUACAGCCGUCCCAGAACCCACUUUCCCAACUUCAGGUCCCUCACCAGGCCCAACAACACCCACACAAGGAUCAGCACCGGGAGUACCAGAACCAACCUACCCAUCGGCACCCACCUACCCAACUUCAGGCCCUCAGCCAACAGCACCUACAGCCGUUCCAGAACCCACCUACCCAUCGGCACCCACUUACCCAACUUCAGGCCCUCAGCCAACAGCACCCACACCAGUCCCAGAACCCACUUUCCCAACUUCAGGUCCUUCACCCGGCCCAACGGCGCCCACACAUGGAUCAGCACCGGGAGUACCAGAACCAACCUACCCAUCGGUACCCACUUAUCCAACUUCAGGCCCUCAGCCAACAGCACCCACAUCAGUCCCAGAACCGACUUUCCCAACUUCAGGUUCUUCACCAGGCCCAACGGGACCCACGCAUGGAACAGCACCUACAGGCGUCCCAGAACCCACCUACCCAUCGGCACCCACUUACCCUCAGCCAACAGCACCCACAUCAGUCCCAGAACCCACCUACCCAACUUCAGGUUCUUCACCAGGCCCAACGGGACCCACGCAUGGAACAGCACCUACAGGCGUCCCAGAACCCACCUACCCAUCGGCACCCACUUACCCUCAGCCAACAGCACCCACAUCAGUCCCAGAACCGACUUUCCCAACUUCAGGUUCUUCACCAGGCCCAACGGGACCCACGCAUGGAACAGCACCUACAGGCGUCCCAGAACCCACCUACCCAUCGGCACCCACUUACCCUCAGCCAACAGCACCCACAUCAGUCCCAGAACCCACCUACCCAACUUCAGGUUCUUCACCAGGCCCAACGGGACCCACGCAUGGAACAGCACCUACAGGCGUCCCAGAACCCACCUACCCAUCGGCACCCACUUACCCUCAGCCAACAGCACCCACAUCAGUCCCAGAACCCACCUACCCAACUUCAGGUUCUUCACCAGGCCCAACGGGACCCACGCAUGGAACAGCACCUACAGGCGUCCCAGAACCCACCUACCCAUCAGCGCCCACAUCGGGUUGGGCAUCUUCACCGGGAACAACAGCACCCACAUAUUCACCAACAUGGCCUACAUCUCUGGGUUAG
Musca domestica (house fly) is the source of this 1611-nucleotide messenger RNA. RefSeq names its product proteoglycan 4-like. The record is from RefSeq and is a predicted model, not a curated record. The coding region runs from base 1 to 1611 and encodes 536 amino acids. NCBI's taxonomy places the organism in Eukaryota, Metazoa, Arthropoda, Insecta, Diptera, Muscidae. The transcript has a single exon.